Mesoplodon densirostris (Blainville's beaked whale) is the source of this 3743-nucleotide messenger RNA. It is a transcript of the gene OPHN1, whose product is annotated as oligophrenin 1. Gene Ontology annotation, biological process: signal transduction. NCBI's taxonomy places the organism in Eukaryota, Metazoa, Chordata, Mammalia, Artiodactyla, Ziphiidae. Gene Ontology annotation, cellular component: cytoplasm. Gene Ontology annotation, molecular function: GTPase activator activity; protein binding. The transcript has 25 exons. The coding region runs from base 229 to 2640 and encodes 803 amino acids. The record is from RefSeq and is a predicted model, not a curated record.
UGCAAUUGCUCAGGAAGGAUCCGGCCAGUCUCCGGAGGAGAGCUGAGCUGCAGUUUCUGUCGCCUGUCAGGGGGGCGAUGACUAGGGGGCCAGCUGCUUGCUAGGCAGCACCCCGCCGGGAUCCGACUGCGUUAGUUAGCUCUCCCAGUCACCUGAAGCAAUCACCAGGCCCCUCGUUUCCGGUACAGACCAGCCAGCUGUCCCCAGGAAUCUCAUCUGAACAGAACCAUGGGGCACCCCCCGCUGGAGUUCAGCGACUGCUACCUGGACAGCCCUGAUUUCCGCGAGAGGCUCAAGUGUUAUGAGCAGGAACUGGAGAGGACCAAUAAAUUCAUCAAAGACGUGAUCAAAGACGGCAACGCGCUUAUCAGCGCAAUGAGAAAUUACUCCUCUGCUGUUCAGAAAUUUUCCCAAACGUUGCAAUCCUUUCAGUUUGAUUUCAUUGGAGACACUCUGACUGAUGACGAGAUUAACAUUGCCGAAUCCUUCAAGGAAUUUGCCGAAUUGCUCAACGAAGUAGAAAACGAGAGGAUGAUGAUGGUACACAAUGCUAGUGAUUUGCUGAUCAAACCCCUGGAAAAUUUCCGGAAGGAACAAAUAGGCUUCACAAAGGAGCGGAAAAAGAAAUUUGAAAAGGAUGGAGAGAGGUUUUAUUCCUUGCUGGAUCGGCACUUACAUUUGUCUUCCAAAAAGAAAGAAUCUCAGUUACAAGAGGCAGACCUCCAGGUGGACAAGGAGAGACACAAUUUCUUCGAGUCGUCCCUUGAUUAUGUUUAUCAAAUCCAGGAAGUUCAGGAGUCUAAGAAGUUCAAUAUUGUCGAGCCCGUCUUGGCCUUUCUUCAUAGCCUCUUCAUUUCCAACAGCUUGACCGUGGAGCUCACACAGGAUUUCCUCCCAUAUAAACAGCAACUCCAGCUCAGUUUACAGAAUACAAGAAAUCAUUUCUCCAGUACCCGAGAAGAGAUGGAAGAACUUAAGAAAAGGAUGAAAGAAGCUCCACAGACAUGCAAACUUCCAGGACAGCCAACCAUCGAAGGCUAUCUCUAUACACAAGAGAAAUGGGCUUUGGGAAUAUCCUGGGUGAAAUACUACUGCCAAUAUGAGAAAGAGACCAAAACGCUCACCAUGACACCUAUGGAGCAGAAGCCAGGUGCUAAGCAGCAGGGACCCUUGGACUUAACCCUGAAGUACUGCGUGAGAAGGAAGACGGAGUCUAUCGACAAGAGAUUCUGUUUUGAUAUAGAAACUAAUGAAAGGCCAGGAACCAUCACUCUGCAAGCCCUUUCAGAAGCUAACAGAAGACUAUGGAUGGAGGCCAUGGAUGGGAAAGAACCUAUCUAUCACAGCCCUAUAACGAAACAGGAACAAAUGGAGCUGAACGAAGUGGGGUUCAAGUUUGUUAGGAAGUGCAUCAAUGUCAUUGAAACCAAAGGGAUCAAGACAGAGGGAUUGUACCGUACCGUGGGCAGCAAUAUUCAGGUUCAGAAGUUGCUGAAUGCCUUUUUUGAUCCUAAAUGUCCAGGAGAUGUUGAUUUUCAUAAUAGUGACUGGGACAUUAAGACAAUCACCAGCUCCUUGAAAUUCUACCUCAGGAAUCUUUCUGAACCUGUCAUGACCUAUAGACUUCACAAAGACCUGGUCUCUGCUGCCAAGUCUGACAACCUGGAUUAUCGGCUGGGAGCUAUUCAUUCCUUGGUAUAUAAGCUACCAGAAAAGAACCGAGAGAUGCUGGAACUUCUUAUAAGACACUUGGUCAAUGUGUGUGAGCACAGCAAAGAGAAUCUUAUGACCCCCUCUAACAUGGGGGUGAUCUUUGGGCCCACUCUCAUGAGAGCUCAGGAGGACACUGUGGCUGCCAUGAUGAACAUCAAAUUCCAGAACAUUGUGGUGGAAAUCCUAAUUGAGCACUUUGUCAAGAUUUAUUCAGGUCCACCUGAAGAAAGUACUGCACCUCCAGUUCCUCCACCUCGAGUGACAGCAAGAAGGCACAAACCAAUCACAAUUUCGAAGCGCUUGCUGAGGGAAAGGACAGUUUUCUAUACUUCUUCCCUGGAUGAAAGUGAAGAUGAAAUCCAACACAGAACACCAAAUGGUACUAUCAUCAGCAGUAUAGAACCCUCCAAGAUGACACAACACCCCAAAACGCCUAUACAGAGAAGUGGGGAAGCAGAUCAUGGGAGGAAAUCCCCAAGCUGGCCUGUUUCAGAUGGCAAGUUGGAAUCCUGCCUCGAGGUGGAUGUGGGGAAGUUGGUAUCCAGGCUGCAGGAUGGAGGCACCAAGGCCAUACCAAAGGCCACCAAUGGACCUGUGCCAGGCUAUGGGCCCACUAAGGCCUCCUCUUUCCAUGUAAAGAGACCAGCUCCUCGGCCCCUGGCUCACCACAAGGAGGGAGACUCUGACAGUUUCAGCAUAGUGCGGCCUCCAGGAGAAAAGCCAACCAUCAUCCGACCCCCAGUGAGGCCUCCAGAUCCUCCCUGCCGGGCAACAACUACCCAGAAACCUGAACCAAAGCCAGAUACAGUGACUGGCAAUGCAGGGGAAAUCCCAUCGUCUGUGGUGGCUUCCAGGACCAGGUUCUUUGAAAUAGCUUCCCGGAAAACAGGAAGUUCUCAAGGCAGACUUCCUGGAGAUGAGAGUUGAGGCCUCAGGUUUCAAAAGGCUUGGCCUCAGGGGACCCUUCCCAGGUUCUAGAAGAGUCUUCUUCAAACCCUUGUGUGCUGAAGAACAGAUCUUUCCUGGCCCUGCACCUUCAGGCUCUGGGAUGCUAUAAAAUAAGGGACACACGUCCUAGACACAAGUUUAUUUCUCCUUUGUACUCUGUCUUCAUUCCCUCAGAAGGUCUGUCUUGAGCUCCUAUAAGACUGUGAAUAGCUGAACUCCCUCAAGCCAGACUGCAGAAACUAAGCUAUCCACCAACCUGAGUCAAAGAGAGGAGCUCAGUUUUCAACUCUUCUCUGAACUUCCUGCCUCCUCAAAAGGCCAUCUAGCUCUGAAAGAUUUGGGGCUAAAGAUUGAUCUCAGAAGUCUUACCCUGAACCAGAAGUUACUUGAGUUGGGGCCAUUGCUUACCUUGGAAGUAGGGGAGUAGGAAUGUUUGCUGAACUUUCGAGAAUCUUAAUACGUCUCUUACUGAGGAUAUGGACCCUGGUGCCAGUUUGGAGCUUUGGCGCUGUAAUAUAUUGCCAAGAAUGUGUCUGCUUUUAUGAGACCAGACAGAACGAGUGAUGCCCCCACAAUCCCUCCAAGUGGACUCAGGAAGGUGGCCUUCCUGCUUUUGCAUACAGCUGCUUAAGACAAAUCUGCAAAGCAUGUUUUACAUGUCAAAGCCUAGGUCUGUUUGAAUUAUUCUUCCUCCUGUUUUCUCCUGACAGCUUCCUUUCCAAGCAAUCAAGAAAGAAACAAAAGCUGAAGACAGUUCUUUUAAAAAAGGCAGAAUGUGUUUGUUCUGCAGGAGUUCCAUUUUUGGGUCAAAUGCUGGGGAGAAUUGUUAAGAUGGAUUGAGGCCAGGCAGUUGUCACUGUUGCUUCAUGUCUGCCUUCUGCAGAUAAGCUGUUUUAUCACUUGAAAGAAACAGUUCUUAACCCAAUAUCUAUGGAUUCAGGAACUUCAUAAAGCCUCUGAAAUGGUAUGCCUUUUCAAUGUGCCUUUUCUGAGGAGAUGGUCCAUAACAUUCUAGUGAAUUUCAAAUUGGGCCUGUGACACAAUAAAGGUUAAGAACCACAGCCUUUGCGAUAAAAGACUCU